GAUGAUCCAGUCCAAGCCCAAUACGAUUUCUUUUUGUGAUUUGACAUAAUCGUCCUUCUUGCAGUUAGCGGUUUACACUUUCAAAUUUCAAUGACGACGGAGAAAGAGAGCAGUUAAAAGAUGGUGGUCAUGGCAUAACCUUGUGGAGACUUCUUCUAAAUCUGUUUUGUUAUCAUGUCUACAAGGUGUUUGUGAAAAUGCCUGAACCAGUUUCCCCCGACGAUAUUUGGCAUCCACAACUAGGAUGCGACCAAGACUAUAAUCUAAACGCUCCAUCAUGGGAAAUCGAGAAGUUCAAUGGAAAGAACAAUUUCAAGAUGUGGCAAGUUGAGGUAUGUGAUGUCCUAGCCGUUGAGGGUUUAGUUGAAGCUCUGGAUGGGAAACCCAGUUACAUGAAGCAAGCCGAGUGGAAGGUGCUUGAUCAGAAAGCUUGUUCGAUACUUCGGUUCUAUAUGUCCAAAAAAAGGUCAAGCAGAAAGUCAUGGCAGCGAAAUCCGGGAAACAGAUUUUGGAAAAGCUUGGGAAAAUUUAUUUGAAUAACUCAUUUAAUGAGCGAAUUCUCAAGAUGCAGCUUUACAAGGAUGAGAGGACUACUAGUAUGCAGGAGCAUGUAGAUGAGUUUAACAGGAGGGUCUGGGAGCUUUCAGGGUAUGAUGUGGAGUUCAGCGACGAAGACAAGGUUGCAAUUCUUCUGGCCUCGCUUCCUGAAAAGUAUAAUGAUCUAGUGAUGGGUAUGAUGUAUGGGAAGGACAGUGUAGUUUUUGAUGAUGUCGUAUCUUUGCUUCUAUUUAAGGAGAGUCUGAAUGCUGAAGCUAAAGCUCGAGUGACAAAAGAUCAGAGUUGUGGUGGUUCGAAGAGUUCCAGGUCUUCUAGCUCGAGAAAUUAUCAAGGCAAAGAGUGUUUUCAUGAUAUUGGACACAUUCUGAAUCACUGUCCCAAGCUGCAGCUGAAGAAGAGAAAUAAGAAUUUGUUCUAAAGCAUGCUCAAUUGUCAAUCAGACUGAAUGUAUGUAGCUAGCUAAUUUCGAAUUUGAUUUUCAUUAGAUUGUGACAAUUGAACGUUUGUUCUAAAAAUCAGCAGCAACCAUGACAAGCAAACAAGAGCGAGCAAUAUCUUGUAAUUGCUGAAGCAAUUCUAGGAUGAUAAAGAGAUCAUAGAGCUUACUUCCGAAAGUACAAUGGAAGAAGUACUUUUCGUUCUCCCUUGCAAGCGAGCUUAAAUGUACUAAAAGAUAUAGAA
Molecule: messenger RNA, 1239 nt
Organism: Rosa rugosa (rugosa rose)
Lineage: Eukaryota; Viridiplantae; Streptophyta; Magnoliopsida; Rosales; Rosaceae
Exons: 2
Coding region: 482-976 (164 amino acids)
Source: RefSeq, a predicted model, not a curated record